Messenger RNA from Tetrahymena thermophila SB210, 2187 nucleotides. Its product is annotated as von willebrand factor type A domain protein. The record is from RefSeq and is a predicted model, not a curated record. NCBI's taxonomy places the organism in Eukaryota, Ciliophora, Oligohymenophorea, Hymenostomatida, Tetrahymenidae. The transcript has 3 exons.
AUGAAUUAGAUCUAAAGUAUCCAAGAUCUUAAACUCAAAUAAGAGGAAUUCUUCAUCCUAUCUAACAAAAACUACAGAAGCUGCCCUAGACAUCCUGAUAACUGGAUUGUUUCGUUAAGCACUAAUCCUAAUUCUAGCCAAUUCAUUCAAUGCGCUGAGUGUUUUUCUGAGAAUCCCAAUUAAUAUUAUUUGAAUUUAGUUGGACUUAUUAAGGAAAAUGAAAAAACUGUUUUUAAGAACUACCCAGUUUAUGGCGAUAAUGAGCUUUACGAGAAACUUAAGCAAAUCUUUGAGGCUGAUUGCUCUGUUGAUGGAUUGUUAUCUAAAAUUUCAUCUUUUUUCUUAAACUUAAGAAAAUAAAUCGACCAAAAAAUAAUACUUAAAGAAGAACAGAUGAUGAGCUAAGCAAAGUCAUUAUGGAGCUUAAAUGAACAGGUAAUUAUUUAAUAUAAUAAAUUAGCCGAAAAGGAAUAGCUUAAGAAUAUCAUCACCAAUUUCAAAGAUGACCUUGACAAGUAAAAUGAGCUUUUUAAAGAAUUAUUCACUCGAAUUUCUACUAACUAGAAAAAAUAUUAAGAAGAAUUGAAUGAAAAGAUUGAUUUCUUCGAAACUUAAAAGUCAAUGAUUAAUUUUGAAACAGCAGAAAGUAUUAAUUAGAAUAUUGUGCAAUUAAUUGAUUCAAUUGAUAUGUUUGUUAUCAAAAACUUUGAAGAUCUCAAAAUUGAUAAUUCAAAAGAAAAGUUAGAAUUGUAUGAAAAAGAUAUUUAAACUAAAGACAAAAAUGAAAUGACAACAAGCUAGUUAAUGGCUAAGCUAAUUAGCAAUAGAUCAAAUUGUUGCUCGCAGGAGUUAACUAAAGAGCUACAAAAAAUAGUGUUCAAGUUAUCAAACAGCAUUGAUAGAGUUGACAUUAAAAACCUUUUAAAUGAAGAUUUGUUGGAAUUGGAAUUUGAUAAGAUGAAUGAUGAAUAAUUUAAUUUAAUUAAGGACUUGUCUAGACGCUUCAUAACAGGUAAAUAAGAAUUAGAUGAAAGAAGUGACAAUAAAGAUAAAUUAAUUAAAUUAAUAUCAAAUAAAUUUAAUUUCUGUUCAGAAUAAUUUCUUAGCAAUUUAUCAGCUCAGUUUGAUAGUUUCCUUCCUAUAAUUAACAAAAUUAACUUCAAAGAUUACUUACAACCUAACAAGACUCCAAUAAAUGCAGAUUUUCUAAAUAAUUUGUAGCUUUUAGAAAUUGCAGAUCUUGUUUAAAGAUUAGAAACUUCAAAUAAUAACUAGAAUUAGAAUGAUAUGGAUCAAAAUCUAUAAAAUUAAUAAAUAAAGAUAAAGCAAUAAAAACUGAUUUCACUUUUAGAAAACAAAACAAAUUAUUGUCAUGAUUAUUUUAUUUAAAAUGCAAAAAACUCUAUUUAGAAAUAUUCAUAAAUUAUCAAUCAUUUAUUUUUAAAUGUAGAAAUUUUCAAAGAAAAUAAAAGCUAAACUAUUGAUUUUAGCAAACUUACAACUAAACAAAUUGAUAACUUAGAAUAAUUAGCUAAUAAAAUAUCUUAACUUACUCAAUAGUUUGGACAAGCUUACUACAAUAAUAUUGAAUAGUUACUUGUAAAUUAUCCAAUUUUUGAAACUAUAAAUUUACCUUAAUUAGAAUUUAUCAAAUCAAAUUUGAGUGAAAGUUAAUAAUUAAUUUUAGAAAAAAAUAAGCUAUUUGGCUAUAUAGUAAAGCAACCCAAAUCAUUAUACGGUUAAAUAUUUACUAGAGAUAAAUUAGAUCCUAACUUAAAUUAUAUUUUUAGAUGUAAAGUCAACAAGAAUUUAAAUUGUCAUAAUUUAUCAUUUGGAAUAAUGAAUACAUAACAAAUACAUAAUUCAUAUUUAUAUUCAGAAAAUUGUUGCUUUCACACGAGUAGCAGUGGAUUUGGUUUAGAUAAAAUAUUAAAAGGAAAAAAGUUAAAUGAAGUGCAAUAAGAAAUAAAUGAAUUAGAAAUUAGAGUUAAUAUUUCUAAGAGAGUUGUAUUAUUUAUGGACUAUCCAAAAUAUUAAAAUAUAAACAAAGUUGAUGAGUCUAAAAUAAUAUAAGACAAAAAUUAUAGCUUUGGAAUAUAUUUUUCUACUCCAGGUGAUGAUUAUAAUAUUGAAAUAAAAACAUUAUUCAUUGACGAUAAAUAUUUAGAAAACUUUGAUUAAAAAUGA